Messenger RNA from Prosopis cineraria, 1788 nucleotides. RefSeq names its product terpene synthase 10-like. Gene Ontology annotation, biological process: diterpenoid biosynthetic process. The transcript is spliced from 7 exons. The record is from RefSeq and is a predicted model, not a curated record. The coding region runs from base 1 to 1788 and encodes 595 amino acids. NCBI's taxonomy places the organism in Eukaryota, Viridiplantae, Streptophyta, Magnoliopsida, Fabales, Fabaceae. Gene Ontology annotation, molecular function: terpene synthase activity; magnesium ion binding.
AUGGCCCUUCUUCAUCUUCCCCAAGCUGCUUCUCUCACUAACAUGCUUCCUCUGAAUAUAAGACCCUCUUGUGUUGCAUCCAUAUCCAAAAGCUUCAAUCCUCCUUCCCUCACAGUCGAAUGCAAAGCCUCAUCAUCAGUUAGGGUUUCUGAUCAGACUCAACAAGUUUCUCGUCGAUCUGGAGACUUCCAGCCUGACGUUUGGCGCUACGAUUAUAUUCAGUCACUGAAUAAUAAUUAUGCGGAACAAGCAUACAAAGAAGAUAGCAGAAUGCUUGGGGAAGAAGUAAGGAUACUGCUUUCAGAAACGAUGAGUCGUGUGGAUCAACUUGUGCUUAUAGAUACUUUACAAAGGCUUGGACUAGGUUAUCAUUUUAAGGGUGAGAUAAAAAAGAUACUGGAAAAUACUUAUAAUGUGGACAAGUUCAAGAACAAGCUGAAUCUGCAUGCCACAGCACUUGAGUUUCGACUCUUAAGACAACAUGGCUAUGAUGUAUCCACAGAUGUGUUUGGAAGCUUCAAAGUUAAAACGGGUCAUGAUUUUCAAAGGUCUCUCUCAAAGGAUAUCAAGGGAAUGCUUUCAUUAUAUGAAGCCUCGUUUCAUUUAAUGGAAAAUGAAACGAUUCUGGAAAAGGCUACAAAUUUCACCUCAAAAUCUCUGAAAGAUUUUGUGAGAAACAACACAGAACAUGAACUGACAUGCCAAGUGAAACAUGCUUUGGAGCUUCCAUUACAUUGGAGGCUUCCAAGAUGGGAGGCUCGUUGGUUCAUUGGUGAAUAUGAAAGAAUGCCUAAUAUGAAUCCAACCAUACUUCAGCUUGCCAAAUUGGAUUAUAACAUGGCUCAAGCCAUGUAUCAGGAGGAAGUGAAGUCUAAUAUAAGAUGGUGGCAAAGAACUGACCUGGAAAACAAGAUCAAUUUCUUUAGGUGCAGAGUGGUGGACAACUAUGUUUGGGGCUUAGGAAUGAAGGAUGGACCAGAUUUUGAAAAGUUAAGAAGAGUCAUUGGGAAUCUUUGUGCCAUAAUAACCUUAACAGACGAUAUGUAUGAUGUUCAUGGUACUUUGGAAGAGUUAGAGAUCUUCACAGAAACUAUUGCCAGGUGGGAUGCAAAUGACUUAGAUGGCCUCGCAGAUUACAUGAAAGUGGCAUUUUUUGCAAUUUAUAACUUUGUGGAUGAACUUACUUCUGACAUUCAGAAAGAGAAAGGCCAUAACGUCCAUUCAUAUCUUAAAAAAGGGUGGCAAGAUUUCUGUAAGGCAUUCAUGGUUGAGGCAAGAUGGUACCACGGUGGGAAAACGCCGAGCCUGAAAGAAUAUUUGGAAAAUGGAUGGGUUUCAAUUGGAGGACCUCUUUUACAUCUCCAUGCUUAUGUUUUGAUGCCAAAUAAUCCCAUAAGAGACCUCGACUUGGACUUAAUUUCCUUACACGACCAACAUUCAAAUCUACUUCACGUAUCAGGACUUAAUUUCCGCCUUCUUAAUGACCUUGGAACAUUUAAGCGUGAGCAAAAGACAGGUGACGUACCGUCCUCAAUUCAGUGCUACAUGAAUGAUAGUGGAGUUUCAGAAGAAGAAGCCAUAGAACACAUAAAGUGUUUGGUGCAUGAAACAUGGAAGAAGAUGAAUGAACAAGUUGCCACAUCGUCAUUGUCUCGUGAUUUCAACGUUACCGCUUGGGAGCUUUCUAGAACUGCAACGUUCUUUUACUAUUAUGGAGAUGAUACCUACACUCUUCAGGAUUCUACGUUCAAGGAUCGUGUUCAUUCCUUGCUUUUUGAACCCAUAUGA